CGGAAGUGAAGAGAGAUCUUCUGUCACACUGUGGUGAGCUGCGGUCCCUCCCCGGUGGUCAGGUACUUGUAUUCCUCUGUGUAAGGUGAGACGGGGCAGGUGAUUUACAGUGAAGAGUUGACUUAACGUACCGCCACACGCCCCCUUCUGACAGCUGAUCAGCUCCAAAGUAACAGUAGACUACAUAAAGUCUUGCGUUUCGCUGAUGAGGCGUUAAAAAUGGCUCUGUGUGAGAAAGUGGCACUAGUCACCGGUGGAGCUCAAGGAAUCGGUAAAUCCGUGGCUGAAGCGCUGCUGAGGAAUAAGGCUAAGGUUGCAGUGGUGGAUCUGAACCAUUUGGUUGGAGAGAAGUGCAAGAAAGAUUUAGAUCAAGAAUUUGGAGAAGAAAAUUGUAUUUUUAUCCAGUGUGACGUGACACAACGAGAGAAACUUCGAGGUGCCUUUGAAAGGACAGUGGAGCACUUUGGAAGACUGGACAUUGUAAUUAACAAUGCUGGCAUCAACAAUGAAAAGAACUGGGAAAAGACAAUUGAGGUCAACUUGACGUCAGUCAUCCAGGGCACCUACUUUGCUUUGGAUCACAUGAGCAAAGAGCACGGCAAGGAGGGAGGCGUGAUCAUCAAUGUCUCAUCCAUGGCAGCUUUCCUACAUUCCGCCCACCAGCCAGUGUACACAGCCACCAAAUAUGGAGUGAUCGGGUUCUCUCGAGCAAUGGCAGACGCAGCUAUUGUUGGGAACUAUGGUGUGAGGAUAAACGCGGUGUGCCCUGCCUUUGUGGACACUACACUUCUCCAGACAAUUGAGCAAGAGGACUACAUGGGCAAAUAUGUCAAGUUCAAGGAUGAGAUCAAGCAAAGGAUGGACAAGUUUGGAGUGCUAAAGCCAGCACUGAUUGCAGAAGGCAUGCUGAAGAUAGUCAUGGACAGCAAUCUCCAUGGAGCUGUGAUGAAGAUCACCUGUUCCAAAGGCAUUCACUAUCACACCUAUGAGCCUGCUUCUGCCUAAGACUUGGCUGGAGCCAGACCAGAGCCUGCCCUGCUCCAACUACAGACCGCCAAAUCAUAUGUGUCGCCUCCAGCCCAAAGUUCUUAUGCUGUAUGUUUUUAUUAAUAUGUGUGAUAGGGUUGAAGGUACAUGUACAUUUACCAAGGUGCAAUAUAAUACUUUUUACGGAUCACUUAAUGGGCAGAGGAUGAGUCCACAAUCAAUGACCCAGAAACUAUUUGGGGUGAGCCUCGUGAAGGUUUGCAAAUGACUAUUUUUUAAGCAAACUCAUCAAGGUAUGGGACCAUAUGUGAUUUCCUCUAGGUCCUGUCUCAGCUGUUCCCAGAGUGAUCUGUGAUGUAGCAGGACUGAUAUACUGUUUUAAUGAUUAUACCCAUAAAUAUAUAUACAACUGUU
Molecule: messenger RNA, 1401 nt
Organism: Clupea harengus (Atlantic herring)
Lineage: Eukaryota; Metazoa; Chordata; Actinopteri; Clupeiformes; Clupeidae
Gene: hpgd
Product: 15-hydroxyprostaglandin dehydrogenase
Cellular component (GO): cytoplasm
Molecular function (GO): oxidoreductase activity, acting on the CH-OH group of donors, NAD or NADP as acceptor
Source: RefSeq, a predicted model, not a curated record